AUGCCGCCCCUGGACCGGUGCGGCGCCGCUCCUGCUCAUCGCGACGCCCCUGCGGGACCCGUGCGGCGCCGCUCCUGCUCGUCGCGGCGCCCUUGCGGGACCCGGGCGUCGCCCCUGCUCGUCACGACGCCCCUGCGGGACCCGCGCGGCGCCGCUCCUGCUCGUCGCGACGCCCCUGCGGGACCCGCGCGGCGCCGCUCCUGCUCGUCGCGACGCCUCUGCGGGACCCGCGCGGCGUCGCCCCUGCUCGUCGCGGCGCCCCCUUGGCGCCCUCCCUGCUCGUCGCGGCGCCCCCCCCCCCCCACCCCCCCCCUUGGCUGCCACGCCCCGCCUCAUGUGCGGCCCGCCUGCGCCCUGCCCCGCCCCGCGCCCAACCUUGGGGCGGCCGCCCCUGCCCUGCCCUGCCGCCGCCGCGUCUGCAGCCGCCGUCGCGGCCCCACCGUAGCCGCUGUCGCGGCCCUGCCCCACCGUAGCCGCCGUCGUGCCUGCAGCCGCCGUCGCGGCCCCGCUGCAGCCGCCCGUCGAGCGCCUGCCGCCACCCGUCGAGCGCCAGACCUGCCCUACCCGUGCCCGUUGAGCGCCUGCCCACCGCCGCCGGUGGCAUCUGCCCUACCCGCCUCUGGUGAGCACCUGCCCUACCCGCACUGCCCGCGCGCCUGCCUUACCAGCGUGCUCCCGCGCGUGCCGCGCCUGCCUGCCAACCGAGCCGCGCCGCCCUGCCCUACUGAGCCGGGUGGCCGUGGUGGGAGUUGCCCUGGAGCGGGUCGUUCGGGAGCUUCUUGUAGUGGCCAGGUGCAGCUGCAGCGGCGUCCGCGCGAGAUCCUUUCGCCCCAGCAGCUUCGUGAGUGGUACGCUCAGAGUAGAGGGUCACGGAGUACUGCUCGCUGCCCGUACGUCAUUCGCACAGGUGCUUGGGAUGGUCAGCCUUGCGGGAUGGUUGGUCACACAGAGUCCCGCUGCUUCUCCUGUCUGAGCGACGCCUGGCGUUCUGAGUUUGGCGACGACGCUGAGCUCCCCUCCUGGCUGGAGCUGCUUAGGCAGAGGGUAGAUAUCUUUGCUCUUGACUAUGAUGCUAUUCUCACUGCCAUGUAUGCAUUGCCUACUAGUGCUGAGGGUGCCUGUUACCUGUGUGUGCAGCCUGACCCAGGUAUAGAGUCUGCUGCUCUAGGUGCUGGUGAGGCUGCUGCUCUAGGUGCUGGUGCGUCUCCUGCUCCAGGUGCCGGUGAGGCUGCUGCUCUAGGCGCUAGUGAGUCUACUGCUCCAAGUGCUGGUGAGUCUGCUCUCUCUGGUACUACGCCUGCUGCGGCCUUGCACACCUUCACGCUUGACUCAGGAGCUUCCCGCUCCUUUCGCGACUGCACCACACUCACGCCGCUCAGUCGGCCGGUUGCAGUCUCCCUGGCUGACCCCUUCGGGGGUCCAGUCCUUGCGCACUCCUCUACGGUUCUGCCGUGUCCGGCGGUCCCGUCUGGUUCACUAUCGGGUCUUCACCUCCCCUCGUUCUCUACGAAUUUGGUGAGUGGAGCUGGCCUUCAGGACGUGUGGGUUGACCAGUUCACUCCUGGAGUCGAGGGGCGGCAGCGCGCCGCUCCUCACUCCUGCGAGUUCCCUCCGACAGAGGCUCCCCUGCAGACUCUUCACAUGGACAUGUGGGGCCCAGCCCGCAUCCGUGACCAGGGUCACGAGCGCUACUUUCUGCUGGUCGUUGACGACUACUCGCGUUACACCAUCGUCUUCCCCUUGCGCCGCAAGGGUGAGGUCAGUGAGGUGCUGAUCGACUGGAUCCGCGCAGCCCGUCGCCAGCUCAGUGAGAGUUUCGGCUCGGACCUUCCUGUUCUGCGUCUGCACUCUGACAGAGGUGGAGAGUUUUCCUCCGACCUUCUGAGGGCCUUCUGUCGUGUGGAGGGCAUCCGCCAGACGUUCACGCUUCCGGCCUCUCCACAGCAAAACGGGAUUGCCGAGCGCCGCAUUGGCAUGCUCAACCUCCAGCCCCAGGUCUCCAUGCCGGAGACCACACCUGCUCUGCGAUGGACGGUGAAGGUUGGCGAUGCGUUUGCGUUCUGUGUCUGGGGAUCUCGAGCUUUUGUCCGCGAUUUGUCUGCGGACAAGCUGUCCUCCCAUGCUGUUCCCUGCGUCUUCCUUGGCUUCCCCCCUGACGCGCCUGGUCCUCCUCCAUUAGACCCCCUCCCCCCUCAGGGUCCUGCCCCCUCAGGUGUGUCUCAAGUAGACGCAGUCGAGCCUGUCGAGGUAGCUGUUGACUCUGGUACUGCUAGGGGUGCUGAGCCUGAGCGGGUGGAGCCUGGGGGUGCUGAGACAGAGCGUGUAGAGCUUGGGGGUGCUGAGCCUGGGGUUGCUGAGUCUCAAGGUGCGGAGCCUGGGGGUGCUGAGUCAGAGGGUGCAGAGCCUGGGGGUGCUGAGCCUGAGGGUGCCGAGCCUCCGGUUGCUGAGACUGGGGGUGCUGAGUCUGCUGGAGUUCUUCGAGGUGCUGCUGCUGGAGGUCCUGCUGGCGGUGCUACUGGUGCUAGAGCUGCUGGGGGAGCUAGAGCUGCUAGAGCUGGACGUGCUGCUGGAGCUGGAGCUGCUAGAGGUACUGCUGGUGCUGGUGCUGCUGGAGGUGCUGGAGUCGCUGGUCCCGGAGAUGCUCGUACUGGAGGCACUGGAGCUGCUGGGCCUGGUGGUGGUGCUAGAGCUGGAGCUGCUGGCGGUGCUGGAGCAGGUGCUGCUGGAGGUGCUGGAGAUGGCGCUAUUGGAGCUGCUGGGGCUUCUGGUGGUCCUACUGGAGCUGGAGCUGCUGGAGGUACUGGAGUUGGCGCUGGUGGAGCUGCUGGUGGUGCUGCAGGAGUUGGAGCUGCCGCUGGGGGUGCUGGUGCUAUCUCUGCUGGUUCUGGAGGCGCUACGUGGCCGCGGCCGUACUUCGUUCCGCUCCUUCAGCAGGUUCUUGGUCUCCCACCUUCUCCUGGUCCUGCUUCUUUCCUAGAGUGUCCGCCGCCUGUCCAGUCGCAGUCACAGUUACAGCCCGUCUCCCCACUGUCUUCUCUUUCUCCUUACACUGGUCCGACCAGAGGUCUUACGGAGCGUCGUGAGCCUAAGUCUCAUCGUGCGUCGCCUGUUCGUGCUGCUCGCAUUAGUCGUCGUGGUUCGCGUCAGCAUCCUCCUCCUCUCCCCGGCACGCACCAGAUGGUACUGCGUCCUUCCACUGCUCCGCAGCGUGUCCCUCUGCCGUCUCCUCUUGCGUCUUCUCUUCCUGCCCUUGCUGACCCGGAGUUUGACUCCCUUCGUGAUGCUAGUCCUAUUGUCACGCGUCUCCUGGCCACUGUUGUCACUGACCCUUCCUUUGAGUCCACUGCUGCGUCUGCCUCAACUGCUGAGCUUGUUGACUUUGCUGCACACUGUCGUCUAGACUACGCCGCUUGUCUUGUUGCUGAGUCUAAGUCUGUCUGUCCUCUGUCCGUCGGGGGUGAGUGUGCUCUUGGCACAGACGUCCUUGAGGACAGGCAGGAGGAGUUCCAGUGUUUUGCUGCUGCUUUACCUCAUCUUGUGUCCAUGCUGCUUGCCUCUGAGGGAGACCCGGAUGCUCCAAACAUCCCGACCCCGCGCUCUUACGCAGAGGUGGUUGAGGGUCCCUACUCCUCUCAGUGGCAGACAACCAGGGAUGCAGAGAUGGCUUCCUGA
This is a messenger RNA of Closterium sp. Naga37s-1, 3672 nucleotides long. The record is from the annotation of a GenBank genome assembly. Lineage: Eukaryota; Viridiplantae; Streptophyta; Zygnematophyceae; Desmidiales; Closteriaceae.